Messenger RNA from Mytilus trossulus (common blue mussel), 2763 nucleotides. RefSeq lists its product as uncharacterized. The transcript is spliced from 2 exons. The coding region runs from base 1 to 2763 and encodes 920 amino acids. NCBI's taxonomy places the organism in Eukaryota, Metazoa, Mollusca, Bivalvia, Mytilida, Mytilidae. The record is from RefSeq and is a predicted model, not a curated record.
AUGUCAGCUAAAUACAAACUGAAAUCCAGUCGUCAGUACAGUGAUGUUUUCAUACACAGAGAUCAGACUGUUCAACAACGCAUAGAACGUAAAAACUUUCAGACAAUCGUAGAUGUGUUAAAGUCUGUUGAUCCACAUAUCAAUAUGAAGGGCGCGGAAGUUAUUGCCAGUCGUUUUGUUAAUAGCAAAAGAUCUUCCGAGAACCGCAACGAACAUGAGAGUAGGGGUACUUCUCAUACACAACAAAAUACAUCACGACGUGGAACGAACAAUUCAACAAGAAGUAACACUUCCAACUUACAUAGUAACACUGGUCAUAGUAACUACAACGCAAGAACAAGUCCUCGGGAACAGAACAACGGACACAGCAGUAGAAACCACCAUCAACAGUCGAGAAAAGAAAAUUCAACACGUCAAAUCGAUAAAGAUGCUUUCUUUGACACUUUAAUUACACAAGUUUAUGAACAUAAAAAAAAAGGGCCGUUUUUCAUUUGCGGAGAUUUUAACAGUAGAUGUGGUAAUGAAAGUGAUUAUAUUGAGGGUGUUGACAAUUUAUGUCAAAGAAAUGUCAUUGAUUUUAAGUGUAAUUCAUACUGUAAUGCAUUUAUUGAUUUCCUUAUUAGUGCUAAUUGUUGUAUACUCAAUGGUAGAAACUUUGUAAACAAUGAUUAUACAUGUGUAUCGACGAAAGGUUGUUCAGUGGUUGAUUAUUGCAUUGUACCUUAUGAUAAUUUAAACUUGUUUAAAGAUUUUUGUGUUAUACGAGCGAAUGAUCUGGUCACGUCCGCAGGCUUCGACGUGAACGGGGUAGAUUUAAAACUAAUACCUGAUCAUUCACUUAUUAAAUGGAGUAUAGAUUUAAAUGCUUUUAUGUCUAAUGUACAACCAACAAAUGAUAAAGAUGAGACAUUUUCUACGAAGUUUGAGAAAUUUGAUUUUAAUAAAAUUCCUGCAAAUUUUAUGAAUACCAAUAACGUUUAUCAAAAUAUAUGUGCAUUAAUAGAAAGCCUUAAGACUGUUGAACAUCAGCAAAAUUGUGUAAAUGGCAUUUAUGAUGAUUUUUGUAAAACGGUUGAAUCAGAGAUGUCUGAUAAAAUACCAAGUAAGACUAUUUUUGUUGGUGGUAAGCAAUCAAAUAAAAAAUAUCGGAAUAAGAAACCCUGGUGGAAUGAAUCUUUGAGUAAAUUGUGGUAUGAGAUGUGUAAUGCUGAAAAAGCAUGGAAUAAAUGUAAAAACAUGCAUCAAAAUCAGCUAAAAGCUAUUUAUGUACAAAAGAGGAAACAUUUUGAUAGUGAGGUUCAAAAAAGUAAGAGGAAGUAUUGGUAUGACAUGCAGGAGCAAUUACUCUCUGAAUCUAGCAAAAAUCAGCAUAUGUUUUGGAAAAAGAUUGGUAAAAUAGGUAUUGCAGAAAGUCGUAAACAUGUAAUUCCUAUGGAAGUAAUCGAUGAUGAUGGUAAUGUAAGUUCUGAAUUAACAGAUGUUCUUGACAAAUGGAAAUCUGAAUAUUCAGAAUUGCUUAAUCAGCAAAACAGUUCGAUUAGGGUUUCUGAUUCUUGUACCAGUUUAAAUGAAGCGAGUACUUUUAACGAUUUUUUGUUGACGGAACCCAUUUCGUUUCAAGAAACAGUACAUGUUAUUGAAAAGACAAAAAGGGGUAAAUCUGCUGGCAUCGAUAACUUACCGGGGGAGGUUUUUCUUAACCAAAGUUCAGCUCUAUUUCUAUACCAUUUAUUUGAUAUUUGUUUUAGAUAUGGUAAUGUUCCUGAUUUAUGGAAUAGAAUUAUUAUUAAUCCUAUUCCUAAAUCUAACAUGUCAGACGCGAGAGACCCCCUUUGUUAUAGAGGGAUCGCCCUUGCAGCAGUGUCUUACAAAUUGUACUGUAAUAUACUGAGCGAUAGAUUAGCUCAAUGGGUAGAUGAUAACAAUGUACUGGCGGACGAGCAGAAUGGUUUCCGGCAACAACGUAGUACAAUUGACCAAUUGUCUAGUCUUACUAAUUUGAUUGAUGUAAGAAAAAAACUUCGUAAAUCAACCUUUUGCGCCUUUAUUGAUUUUAAAAAGGCUUACGACACUAUACAAAGGGAUAUUUUGUGGUAUAAAUUAAAUAAAAUGGGUGUUGCACAGACUUUUAGUUCUGCUAUUAAGUCAAUUUAUACAAAUGUUUUAUGUUCUGUAAGAAUAAACGGUCAUUUCACAGACUGGUUUGAUGUUAACUGUGGCUUGAAACAAGGAUGUCCCUUGUCGCCCAUUUUGUUCAACUUGUAUAUUAAUGAUUUAGUUACAUUUCUUAAGUCCUUUGACUACGGAAUAGAAAUAGGUGUUGAAAAACUGUGUAUUUUAUUAUAUGCUGAUGACGUUGUAAUUAUAGCAAACGAUGAAAAAGAGCUUCAACUUCUGUUAAAUGCUUUAUCUACAUGGUGUAAAGACAAUUGUAUGAAAAUUAAUGCAAACAAGAGUAACGUUGUACAUUUUAGACCGCCAUCUAUACCUAGAUCUGAUGUAAUUUUUAAUUGUAAUGGUCAUACUAUUAAGUUUUCUAGUAAUUAUACUUAUCUUGGUCUCGUUUUAAACGAGUAUUUAGACUAUAAUGUUACUGCAAAAGCCGUUGCAUCUUCAGCAAAUAGGGCUUUAGGGUUGGUAAUAGCCAAGUGUAAACUUUUAGGUGGUGUUUGUUUCGAUGUAUUUGUAAAAUUAUAUGAAAGUUUGGUUUGUCCUAUAAUAGAAUAUGGAGCAGGUAUAUGGGGUGCAAAAUCAUAUUCUUGA